Molecule: messenger RNA, 4653 nt
Organism: Choloepus didactylus (southern two-toed sloth)
Lineage: Eukaryota; Metazoa; Chordata; Mammalia; Pilosa; Megalonychidae
Gene: MYO1C
Product: myosin IC
Exons: 32
Coding region: 343-3429 (1028 amino acids)
Biological process (GO): actin filament organization; vesicle transport along actin filament
Cellular component (GO): myosin complex; plasma membrane; actin cytoskeleton
Molecular function (GO): microfilament motor activity; actin filament binding; ATP binding
Source: RefSeq, a predicted model, not a curated record
GAGUGGGCCGGGUCGCCGACCAGAGGACGGUGCGUGUGAGUGAGUGUGUAAGCGUGACUCUUCUGGGCGCUGGUUGCGGGGUGUGCGGCACCAAGUCUCCGCCGACGCGCGCCGGGGCCAGGGCCGGCCGGGGCGGGGCCGGAGAAUGAGCGCGCGCGCGCGUCCGGGUCUGGGCCCUGCCCGGGAUGACGACAGGCGGCAGCCCGGCCCCCGGCGGGCCCUGGGCGGGGAGAGCGUGCCAGGGCCGCGGACUCCCGAACCAACCACGCCACCCAGCCCGGCCCCCACCCGCGCGCCCGAAGAGCCUAGCCGGCCCUGGGCAGUGACGGUGUGCGGGUGACCAUGGAGAGUGCGCUGACCGCCCGCGACCGGGUGGGGGUGCAGGAUUUUGUGCUGCUGGAGAACUUCACCAGUGAGGCAGCCUUCAUUGAGAACCUGCGUCGGCGCUUCCGCGAGAAUCUCAUUUACACCUACAUUGGCCCCGUCCUGGUCUCCGUCAACCCGUACCGGGACCUUCAGAUCUACAGCCGGCAGCACAUGGAGCGGUAUCGUGGUGUCAGCUUCUAUGAAGUGCCACCCCACCUGUUUGCAGUGGCCGACACUGUGUACCGGGCACUGCGCACCGAACGCCGAGACCAGGCUGUGAUGAUCUCGGGAGAGAGCGGGGCAGGCAAGACAGAGGCCACCAAGCGGCUGCUGCAGUUCUAUGCCGAAACCUGCCCGGCCCCCGAGCGGGGCGGCGCCGUGCGUGACCGGCUGCUGCAGAGCAACCCCGUGCUGGAGGCCUUCGGAAACGCCAGGACCCUCCGGAACGAUAACUCCAGCCGGUUUGGGAAGUACAUGGAUGUGCAGUUUGACUUCAAGGGGUCCCCUGUGGGUGGCCACAUCCUCAGCUACCUCCUGGAGAAGUCCCGAGUAGUGCACCAGAAUCACGGCGAGAGGAACUUCCACAUCUUCUACCAACUGCUGGAGGGGGGUGAGGAGGAGACGCUGCGCAGGCUGGGCUUGGAACGCAACCCCCAGAGCUACCUAUAUCUGGUGAAGGGCCAGUGUGCCAAAGUCUCCUCCAUCAAUGACAAGAGUGACUGGAAGGUUGUCAGGAAGGCUCUGACGGUCAUUGACUUCACUGAGGACGAAGCGGAGGACCUGCUGAGCAUCGUGGCCAGUGUCCUGCAUUUGGGCAACAUCCACUUUGCUGCUGAUGAGGAGAGCAACGCCCAGGUCACCACCGAGAACCAGCUCAAGUAUCUGACCCGGCUCCUCGGCGUGGGAGGCUCAAUGCUGCGGGAGGCCCUGACCCACAGGAAGAUCAUUGCCAAGGGAGAAGAGCUCCUGAGCCCGCUGAACCUGGAGCAGGCCGCAUACGCGCGAGACGCCCUUGCCAAGGCUGUCUACAGUCGCACUUUUACCUGGCUGGUCGGGAAGAUCAACAGGUCGCUGGCCUCCAAGGAUGUGGACAGCCCCAGCUGGCGGAGCACCACGGUCCUUGGGCUCCUGGACAUUUAUGGCUUCGAGGUGUUUCAGCACAACAGCUUUGAGCAAUUCUGCAUCAAUUACUGCAAUGAAAAGCUGCAGCAGCUCUUCAUCGAGCUCACCCUUAAGUCAGAACAGGAGGAAUAUGAGGCAGAAGGCAUCGCGUGGGAGCCUGUCCAGUACUUCAACAACAAGAUCAUCUGUGACCUGGUGGAGGAGAAGUUCAAGGGCAUCAUCUCCAUUUUGGAUGAGGAGUGUCUGCGUCCUGGGGAGGCCACGGAUCUGACCUUCCUGGAGAAGCUGGAGGACACAGUCAAGCACCAUCCGCACUUUCUGACGCACAAGCUGGCCGACCAGCGAACGAGGAAAUCUCUGGGCCGUGGCGAUUUCCGCCUUCUGCACUAUGCUGGGGAGGUGACCUACAACGUGGCUGGGUUUCUGGAUAAGAACAAUGAUCUUCUUUUCCGCAACCUCAAGGAGACAAUGUGCAGCUCGGAGAAUCCCAUUAUGAGCCAGUGCUUCAACCAGAGUGAGCUCAGCGACAAGAAGAGGCCAGAGACGGUGGCCACCCAGUUCAAGAUGAGCCUCCUGCAGCUGGUGGAGAUCCUGAAGUCCAAAGAACCUGCCUACGUCCGCUGCAUCAAACCCAACGACUCCAAACAGCCCGGCCGCUUUGACGAGGUGCUGAUUCGGCACCAGGUGAAGUACCUGGGGCUGAUGGAGAACCUGCGUGUGCGCAGAGCCGGUUUUGCCUAUCGCCGCAAAUACGAGGCUUUCCUGCAGAGGUACAAAUCACUGUGCCCAGAGACAUGGCCCACGUGGCCAGGGCGGCCCCAGGAGGGGGUGGCUGUGCUGGUCAGACACCUCGGCUACAAACCAGAGGAGUACAAGAUGGGCCGGACCAAGAUCUUUAUCCGCUUCCCCAAGACCCUGUUUGCCACGGAGGAUGCCCUGGAGAUCCGGCGGCAGAGCCUGGCCACGAAGAUCCAGGCCACCUGGAGAGGCUUUCACUGGCGGCAGAAAUUCCUCCGGGUGAAGCGAUCAGCCAUCUGCAUCCAGUCAUGGUGGCGUGGAACACUGGGCCGGAGGAAGGCAGCCAAGAGGAAGUGGGCUGCAGAGACGAUCCGGCGGCUCAUACGUGGCUUCAUCCUACGCCACGCACCCCGUUGCCCCGAGAACGCCUUCUUCCUAGACCACGUGCGCACCUCUUUUUUGCUCAAUCUGCGGCGGCAGUUGCCCCGAAAUGUCCUGGACACCUCCUGGCCCACGCCCCCGCCUGCCCUGCAUGAGGCCUCGGAGCUCCUGCGGGAGCUGUGCAGGAAGAACAUGGUGUGGAAGUACUGCCGGAGCAUCAGCCCCGAGUGGAAGCAGCAGCUGCAGCAAAAGGCCGUGGCGAGUGAGAUCUUCAAGGGCAAGAAGGAUAAUUACCCCCAGAGUGUCCCUAGACUCUUCAUCAGCACACGGCUUGGUGCAGAUGAGAUCAGCCCCAAAGUGCUGCAGGUCCUGGGCUCUGAGCCCAUCCAGUAUGCAGUGCCUGUCGUGAAAUACGACCGCAAGGGCUACAAGCCUCGUUCCCGGCAGCUGCUGCUGACGCCCAGUGCUGUGGUCAUUGUGGAAGAUGCCAAAGUGAAGCAGAGGAUCGAUUACGCCAACCUGACCGGGAUCUCUGUCAGCAGCCUGAGUGACAGCCUUUUUGUGCUCCAUGUGCAGCGUGAGGACAAUAAGCAGAAGGGAGAUGUGGUGCUGCAGAGUGACCAUGUAAUUGAGACACUGACCAAGACGGCCCUCAGCGCCGACCGUGUCAACAACGUCAACAUCAACCAGGGCAGCAUCACGUUUGCAGGGGGGCCCGGCAGGGAUGGCAUUAUUGACUUUACCCCUGGCUCGGAGCUUCUCAUCACCAAGGCCAAGAACGGGCACCUGGCUGUGGUGGCCCCACGGCUGAAUUCUCGGUGAUGAAGGUGCCCACUGGACCCUCUACCACCCCCUCAAUGCUUUGCUUAUCCCCUCCUCCCCUUUCCAGUUACCAAAGACUUGAGCUUCCAGACAGGGACCCAGGGACACCUCAAAGCCCACCUGCAAACUCCUGCCCUCUGCUCACCCCUGUCUUGAGGGAGAAGUGGGGGCCAGGGAGUUAUCCCAGGAGCGGGCCAGGCCGGACAACAGCAAUAGGAAAGCCGGGGCCAGAGUGAGCCAUGCCAGCCCCACCACUGAUGCCAAAUAUUUGAGAGAAGGAAACUUUUGCUGAGGUUUUCUCUGAGAUUUUUUGAUGCUUUAUAGAAAACUAUUUUUUAAGAAAGCCAUUUUUCCCCACCCCAACACCCCAAGACACACCGGAUGUGUUUUCCCUGACUUGGUCAGAGCAGGGAAUGCAGCUGGGAGGUCAAGUGGUCUGGGCUCUGGGGCCCUUUUCUCUGCCCAGACCACCCUCCUCCUUGUUCCCUUGGCACCUUGUUUGUCCAUCUUUGUGUCUGCCUGCUUGCCCACCUGCAUCUUUGCAGCCCACUCUGACCUCCCCCUGGGGGUUGAGACCACCCUCGCCUGCCCUCUUCUUCCUGCCUUAAGAUGCCCUUUCAAUAUCUUCAUCCCAGCCCAAGGGGGUCCUAGAGUGGGGAAAGGAGUCUUAGACCACAGAAUUUGGAAGACUCUGAGCAGUCAUCUAGUCUACCCCUGGUGUUAUAGAGCCGGAGACAGAGGCCCAAAGAGGGGAAGGAUGUGCCCAAGGUCGCACAGCAGGUUGUGGCAAAGCUGGGACUGCAGCCCUGCCCUCAGCACAUCUCACUGCCUCUCCCAGGGACAGGGAGCCCCGUAAAACAUGGGUGAUGCCUUAAGUGUGCAUCUGGCUCCUUGACCAGCAAUUGCCCUGGGGUGCUGCCAGGUGGGAGGAGCACUUCUGCCUGAGUCCACGCCUUAGGAUGACAAAUACCCUGUCCACACACCUCUGCCCGAGUCAAGGGUGUAGGGCCUUUACUGGCCUCUGACUCCCUCCCUGGCCUGGGAGCCUGGGGAAGGGGCUGACCUUGGGAGGAGCUGCAGGGGCAUCACGUCUUUCUGCUGCUUCCCCCCAGAGGGCCUGGGGGCUGCCCAGCAACCUUUGUGCCCUCCUGGGGGUCUCAGCCCACUGCUGACACUUCUGCAAUCCAGAGAAACACUAAAUAAAGCAAUAUGUGUUUGCCAACA